CUUUUUUUUUUUUGGUUCUUCUCUAUUGUUUCAUUUUCAUAUAUAGGCAACCUUUUCGUUCAAUAUGACAAGUUCAUCUCAGAACAAACAUAUUGCAGCCAUUGUGUUCCCUUUUGGUAGCCAUCAAGUUCCUUUCCUGAAUUUAGUAAUCAGGCUAGCACAAGCUUGUCCCAAUGUCACAUUUUCAUUCAUCAGCACUGCUAAAUCCAACCAAACUCUCUUUUCCAGGCCAAGCAUCCCAGGAAACAUCAAAUCUUAUGAUGUUUCUGAUGGAAUCGCAGAGGGACAUGUCCUCGGAGCACAUCCAUUUGAGAAACUGAACCUGUUUCUUCAGGCUGGUUCUGAGAACCUCCAAAAGGGUAUAGAUUUGGCCGUUAAAAGCACAAAUCAGAAAGUCACUUGCAUUCUUGCUAAUGCUUUUGUAACCCCUUCUCUUAUAGUGGCUCAGAACCUGAAUGUUCCUUGGAUUGCACUUUGGCCUCCACUUUCAACUUCACUCUCUGUCCAUUUCUACACUAACCUGAUCAGACAACACUGUGCUGACAGAAACAAAACCAGAUCCUUGGACUUCCUUCCUGGUCUGUCCCAGAUUCGACUUGAAGACAUCCCAGGCGACGUCGUACCACGUUCUGAUGAAGAAGAGCCAGUGUUUUCAAAAUCACUAGCUUCUAUGGGAGAAGUACUGCCUCAUGCCAGAGCAGUAGUAAUUAGUUUCUAUGAGGAACUUGACCUACCUCUCUUUGUUCAGGACAUGAAAUCCAAAUUACAGUCUAUGCUUUACAUUGGUCCUCUUACUUUAUCACCAUCCGACACAAACAUAGACACAAACAUGGAUCCAGAUUGUUGCUUGCCAUGGUUGGACAAGCAAGGUUCUAGUUCAGUGGUUUAUAUCAGCUUUGGAACUGUGGUGGCCCCACCACAACAUGAGCUUCUAGAAGUUUCAGAAGCACUGGAAGCCAGUGGGUUUCCAUUUCUAUGGUCUCUAAAGGAUGAUCAAAAGAGUCUUUUGCCAAAUGGGUUUGUUGAGAGGACAAAUAAACGAGGGAAAAUAGUGUCUUGGGCUCCUCAGGCACAGGUUUUAGCAAAUGGGUCUAUUGGAGUGUUUGUGACUCACUGCGGCAAUAGCUCAUUGCUUGAGAGUAUGGCCAAUGGAGUGCCCUUGAUUUGUAGGCCUUUCUUUGGAGAUCAAGGCAUGGCUACCAGAUUGGUUGAGGAUAUAUGGAAGAUUGGGGUCAAAAUAGAAGGUGGGGUUUUCACCAAAAAUGGAUUAAUUCAAAGUUUGAAUCUGAUUUUGGUGGACGAAGAAGGGAAGAAAAUCAGAGAAAAUACCUUGAAGGUGAAAGAGACGAUGCAAAGAGCUUCUGGGGCAGGCGGCAAAGCUGAGCAGGAUUUCAAGACUUUGGUGGAAAUCAUUAGUAGCUCUUAAUGAGCUAAAGUUCAUUUCAAUCUUUGUUAUUGACCAGGAAGAAAUAAAUGAGUCACGCUACUUAUUUAAGGGGGGAAAAAAACAAAACAGGAGUCAAGCUUGGUUAAUGAAUGCUGCUUAAUAAUUACUAUAAGUUUUCUUCUUGCUUCACGGGAGCUUUAUUUUGUCAUUUCAAUGAAGUUAUUGCUUUUUU
Messenger RNA from Neltuma alba, 1619 nucleotides. RefSeq names its product anthocyanidin 3-O-glucosyltransferase 7-like. NCBI's taxonomy places the organism in Eukaryota, Viridiplantae, Streptophyta, Magnoliopsida, Fabales, Fabaceae. Gene Ontology annotation, molecular function: UDP-glycosyltransferase activity. The coding region runs from base 65 to 1426 and encodes 453 amino acids. The transcript has a single exon. The record is from RefSeq and is a predicted model, not a curated record.